GAAUCAAAUCUGACACUGUGCUUAUCCAAAUUCUCUCUCCCUCUCUUAUUUUCUACAUCUUUUUUCUUUUCUCUUCAUUUUUCAUACAAUUUGAACUCUCUUCUGUAACAAUGGCUACUCUCUUAACUUCGUUGAAGCUUUCUUUAACUGUCUCACCCUCAACAGCACCUUCUUUUUCUUCGAAACCACAACUCGCCACAGUAUUGUCUCAGAAAUCUUUCUUCUUGAGCCCAUUUACUCAAAACAAUCUCAAACUCAUACCCAGAAAUACACUUGCUAACUCCAAAUCUCUCCCUGUUCGAAUGUCGUGGGAUGGUCCUCUCACUUCCGUCAAAUUAAUCAUUCAAGGCAAAAAUCUUGAGUUAACAGAUACAGUUAAAAAGCAUGUUGAAGAGAAGGUUGGGAAGGCAGUUCAGAAGCAUAGUCAUCUUGUGAGGGAAGUUGAUGUAAGGUUAUCUGUUAGAGGUGGAGAGCUUGGAAGAGGUCCAAGGAUUCGUCGAUGUGAGGUAACUUUGUUUACAAAGAAGCAUGGAGUGGUUCGUGCGGAAGAAGAUGCUGAGACAGUAUAUGCAAGUAUAGAUUUGGUGUCUUCAGUCAUUCAAAGGAAGUUGAGGAAGAUUAAGGAGAAGGAAUCAGACCAUGGUCGGCAUAUGAAGGGCUUCAACAGACUCAAAGUUAGGGAGCCAAUGGCUCAAGUAGUAGAGGAUAAUGUGGAUUCACAAUCCCAAGAAGAAGAGGAUAAUGACUUGGUUGAUGAGAUUGUUCGCACAAAGUACUUUGAAAUGCCUCCUUUGACUGUCUCCGAAGCCAUCGAGCAGCUGGAAAAUGUUGAUCAUGACUUCUAUGGUUUCCGAAAUGAAGAAACUGGUGAGAUAAAUAUUGUGUAUAGACGAAAAGAGGGAGGUUACGGUCUUAUUAUACCUAAAGGAGGAAAUGGUAAAGCCGAGAAAUUAGAGCCCCUGGUGGUUGAACCAGCAAGAGAACCCUCAUUGGCAGAAUAAAUUAGCUAGAAAGGAGAUAUUUCUGUCAGAUAUAUCAGUACAGAUGUUUUUAAACCUUGUGUAAGUUUCUACUGGCAUUGGUGUACAUGAAGGCCAAGGCAAGCUAAGCGCAUAACAAUACAGUUUUUGAAAUGAAGCAUAUACGAAAUUUUGACAUAUAUGAACAUGUUUGGGGUGAUUAAUUUUUGUAAAAUGAGAAGAGAAGCUUAUGUGCAGGGUUAUCGAACACUCUCUUCACCAUGCGAUCUAGGUAUAAAGAAGAAAGAUGAGGAAAAAUUUAAUGUAAUCACCAUGCAACCUUUACAAUUAUCAACUCUUUUAUUAAGAGGAAUGGAUUGGCAAGUGUAUGCAUUUAGGUAACCAACAAAGAGAGUACAGUUAUGUGUA
Pistacia vera is the source of this 1388-nucleotide messenger RNA. RefSeq names its product ribosome-binding factor PSRP1, chloroplastic-like. NCBI's taxonomy places the organism in Eukaryota, Viridiplantae, Streptophyta, Magnoliopsida, Sapindales, Anacardiaceae. The record is from RefSeq and is a predicted model, not a curated record. Bases 111 to 1001 code for a protein of 296 amino acids. The transcript is spliced from 5 exons. Gene Ontology annotation, cellular component: cytosolic small ribosomal subunit. Gene Ontology annotation, molecular function: ribosomal small subunit binding. Gene Ontology annotation, biological process: negative regulation of translational elongation; primary metabolic process.